AUUGACUCUUGUCCACAUUGUAUCCCCAUUUCACUUUGUCCUAAACUCUGCCUUCUCUCUCUUCUGCCCUGUUUUUUUUUCAAUAUAAUUUUAAAUUAUAUAUACCGUCAGUAAUUCAUAAGAGAGACAUCUUCUUACUUGGACUAAGAAUUCCACAUAGUUGUGUAAACAUGGAAUUAGAUGAAUUCCGUUUAAUGUUGGAGAAUUCAAGCGUGGACUUGUGGACAUUUAUUGACACAGCCAUUUCUGUAGCCAUUCUUGAUCAUGGAAACGAGCUUCUCAGCCGAAGAGACGCCAUUGUUGAGAAGCUCUAUGCUCCGCUCUUGUGUAAGAAUUGUAAUUCUGCGGGCAAUUGUGAAGAUUUAGAGACCAAAAUCAUCAGAAUCAAGAAGCUUUUGGAAAACCCAAAUCAGUCUGAGAAUUGCUUGGUUGAACUGCUCCAAACUCUUGCUGAAAUGGACAUUAAUUUCAAGGUUCUUGAGAUAACAGAUGUUGGAAGACAUGUAAAUAGACUGCGGAAGCAUUCAUCAAAUGAAGUAAGAAGACUUGUUAAACUACUUAUCAGGAGAUGGAAGGAUAUUGUUGAUGAAUGGGUGAGACUGAAUACACAAGCAGAAGAAACAGGUGAUGCAAACUCUCCUUUUCAACCCCACUUGAACAACAACUUUCAAGAGAGAGCUCCUCUUUAUGGGAUUUCUUCAAAUGGUUCAUCAUCUUAUUGCGCUCACAAGCAGAGUAUAGAGAACAACAACAUUACUCCAUCGUCAAAGCGCCUACGUGAGGAUUACCUAGAAGCACAUCAUGUAGGAGUACUAAACAAAAGGACAAGAGAAGUGGGCUUUCUCGACGUACGCAAACAAAAGAAGUUGUGAUUUGAGGAUUUCGGACACGAAUUCGCGAGGCAAAGAUUUAUUGGAAUCCUGAGUUGGUUGCAAAUCGAGAUUUCGGAGUUGGUCCCACCGGCGUACCAUAGACUUGCU
This is a messenger RNA of Nicotiana tabacum (common tobacco), 980 nucleotides long. The record is from RefSeq and is a predicted model, not a curated record. NCBI's taxonomy places the organism in Eukaryota, Viridiplantae, Streptophyta, Magnoliopsida, Solanales, Solanaceae.